Gallus gallus (chicken) is the source of this 8778-nucleotide messenger RNA. It is a transcript of the gene MPPE1, whose product is annotated as metallophosphoesterase 1. Gene Ontology annotation, biological process: GPI anchor biosynthetic process; endoplasmic reticulum to Golgi vesicle-mediated transport. The coding region runs from base 7291 to 8487 and encodes 398 amino acids. The transcript has 10 exons. Gene Ontology annotation, cellular component: endoplasmic reticulum-Golgi intermediate compartment. Gene Ontology annotation, molecular function: phosphoric diester hydrolase activity. NCBI's taxonomy places the organism in Eukaryota, Metazoa, Chordata, Aves, Galliformes, Phasianidae. The record is from RefSeq and is a predicted model, not a curated record.
GGGGAGGACUGGGCGGAGGGACGGAGGCCGCCGCGCUCGAUGGGGAGGACGGGCCGUGGCGGCCGGGCGCUACUUUUAGGUGAGCCCCGAGGGCGGAGAGGGGCCGGGGGUGGCACGGAGAGGAGCGGCAAGAAGGGCGAAAAGCGGUGGCGAGGCUGCUGGCCCGACCUGACCCGACCUGCCUGACAUGGCUGCCGCGGGGCUGGCAGUGCUUGGCGCGGGCCGCUGUGCUGUGUGGAAACUGGGCCUAGUGGGCUGCCAGCGGCACCUCGGCCGGGCUGCGCGGCACCAGGCAGGCGGGAGGGUGUGCGUGUGCUGCACGGCGGUGUGCUGCUCUGGGCGGCACUCUGACCCGCCUGUGUGGGUUGGCUGUUGUGUGAGAGAGUGUGUAACCCUUAGCGAGGAGCAACAUACGAACAGGCUGGAGCGAUGGGCUGAGGCCAGUGGUAUGACCUUCAGCAAGGCCGAGUGCCGGGCCUGCCCUUUGGUCACAACAACCCCGUGCAUCGCUACAGGCCUGGGGAUGGAAUGCUGCACAGAGGAAAAGGAUCUGGGGGUGUUAGUUGACAGCCAGCUGAAUAUAAGCAGUGUGCCAGGUGGCCACAAAGGCCAAUGGCAUCCUGGCUUGUAUCAGAAAUAGCGCAGCCAGCUGGAACAGGGAGGUGGUCAUCCCUCUCUACUCAGAAGUGAGCACUUUGAGUGCUGUGCUCAGUUUUGGAUCCCUCACUACAAGAAAGACAUUGAGGCCCUGGAGUGUGUCCAGAGGAUGGCAGUGAAGCUGUGAGGGGUCUGGAGCACAGGCCUUAUGAGGAGCAGCUGAAAAAGCUGGGAUUGUUCAAUCUGGAGAAAAGGAAGCUCAGAGGAGACCUUAUUGCCCUCUAAAACAACCUGAAAAGAGGCUGUAGCGAGGUGGGAUUCAGUCUCUUCUCCUGGGUAACUAGCAAGAGAUCAAGAGGUUAUGAAAGGCCUCAGGUUGUGCCAGGGAGGUUCAGGGUGCAUAUUAGGAAAAAAAAUCUACUCCAGAAGAGUGAUGUGGCACAGAAAUGGGCUGCCCAAGGAGGUGUUGGAAUCACUGUCCCUAAAGGUGUUCAAGAAACGUGGAUGUGGCAUGGGUUAGUGGACUUGAUGGUGGUAGGCUGACAGAGCUGUGUGUGAUCAGAAAGAAGGCUCACAUUGGGGCCACGUGUGAUGGUACUGUCUGUCAUCCUUAGUCUAUGUGGGAGAGAAAUGGUACCAGGAAGAACAAGGAGACAAUGCAACAGCUUUUUAACAUCAUUUUUUUUGUUAGCAUUUGAGAAUGAGAGUGGUGAGAAAUACAUUGCUGUCUGGAUUUGCAGUUAGCUGUGUCGUACAUCAGUUUGGAUUUCUCAAUGUUAAGGAGAUGGAAGAGCUUCCUGCAGGAAGCAUAGGCCAAUGUUCUGUGUGUGUCAGCCAGAGGCAUCAGGGGCCCGUACAGGUGGCUGAGUGAUGCUAAAUCUUCCUUAUAGAAAAAUAUGACCUGUGAUGGACGUGUGCUUAUGCAGUAGGGUAACCUGUCCUUAAUAUUUGCAGUACCAAGUGAGCGUUUGGAACUUCCACUUGUGUCAGCCCAAGAGAGGCUUUUCCAAGUGGCUUACUGUGAUGCACACUUAAUGUGGAAUUGAACAAAAGAGAGCCUGGGAAUGGAGCAGAAUAGGAACUGUUGCCUUAACUUUUUGAAACAGGCAUAAAAUACAUUGAAUGCAUUUUUGUCAUUCAACAGCUGCUCUGCUGUCAGAGGUUUCGUUUUCAGUGGCCUUUUGGAAUCUAUAUUCCAAAUAUAGCUAGAAUAAAAAUGCUUUAGUGGUGCCUGUAUUUGCGUUAAGAAAAGUACAUAACAACAACACUUAUUAUCCCUGAUGUGAUAUUGACAGUUUUCUAAGGACCAGGCACAGCUUGAGGUGAUGUUGGGACCUUGCUGGGCGAGCUGUGCUGGGACAGUAAGUGAACAUAUCAGUGAGGUGUCAUAAAACCAGCCUGAACUUUGGUAGCUUCUCCUCAUGUCUCAGCACUGCUGCAGCAUCUGGGGGCUUGCUGUGUCUGAAACAUCUCUGGAGUUUGCAUUUUACAAACAUCGCAGUGUGAGUGAUGGGAUAGUAGGUGGGAUGCAGAAAUAACCUCACUGGAGGUGAUGGUGGGAAAUCCCUGGUGCGGUGAAAUACUGUUGCAAAGAUGGGAAGGUGCUCCCCUCAGUAUUUUGCAAGCAGGAGUGUCCUCUCUGAAGUGAGAUUUGAGUGGUAUUUGGAAAAUGAGCGACUCCAUCUGGCUCAGUAGCAUUUCCACAACUUCCUUUCCUACUGGUGGAAGGAUAUUAGCAAAAGGAUCACAGAAGGCUGAGUUUUGAAGACUGAAAUAACAACUGAAUGAACCCUCAGAAUUUGCAAAUUCAUCUCAGUUGUGAAAUGUUGGAAAACAGAAGUGAAGAGCCAUGAAGAGUACUGACGAAAUCAUUGACUGCAGCUAGUAUUCAAAGACCUUUCAAAAUACAUUGCAAAAAAACUAUGGUUGCCUGUAAGCUCUAUAGAGAAGGCUUCUAUUCAUGGAUGGCUGUUUUAUUACUUCUGUUCUGAAGUUUUUUCAGGCUUUCCUUAGCCCAGGCCUGCAAGCAGUAGGAGCUUGCUGUUGUGAGCUGCCAGUUGCUCUCACGCAACCGUGUGGUUUGGGGCACGCUGCAGUUGUUCUUUGCCUGCUGGCUCAGGCUCUGGGCUCACCUUUCAUGGCUGCCAAGGUCUUUCAUAACCUCUGAUCUUUCAUAACCCUUAGUGCUAGCCAGUUCCUCUCACAUGCCUUUCGUAAUCUACACAUACGCCGUGCUUUUCAUCCUAUUGACUCGCGGUAGAUUCAUCCUAGGUGAACUUGAAAUACCGGUGUUUCUUGGCUGCUUCAUUGCUCUGAGUUCUUCUGAGCCUGACCUGGGUCUUGCAGAGGUCAGACUUCCUUUCCUGAGAGCAAGAGUGCUCAGCAGAGGGGAAAAUAUGUUGCAAAACAGAGUGGAGUACGUGCAGUCUUUGAUUUCCUUUCCUCACAGGCUGUGAAGCCCUUGUGAGUUAAGUGUUAGCUAGCUGGAGGUGGUGUUCCCCUUUGUUUCCUUUUCUAAACCGUUGUGCAGCGUUGCUCUGCUGUCUGUGCCGCCCAGAUCCUGUUCACAGCCAGCUCUGUCUGCAGUACUGAAAGUAGGGUCAGUGAGAAGGGAAGCUGCUGUGACGGAAACUGGUUUACUUACACCUCAGCCAACAGUUUGCCAUUCUCUUCUUUGACAGUAAUUGCAUGCUGCACUGAUGCAAUACAGUUUGUUGUAGUUUUUAAAGAGAAUCAGCGUCCUCUUACAGCUAGUCAGCCAGCACCAUGGAAGCUGCAGAUGUCUUCAGAUACAAAUAGCUGUCACUUUGCAGGUUUGAUGGAUCAUCUCUUAAUAGGAAAUUUAAAUGAGAGAGCAAGUGACUAACAGCUUUAAUAAAAAUGAGGGGGGGGGUGGGGGGGGGUGAGAGGAAGUAAUCCAUUGGAAUUAUUAGCCUGAUGGUGUGAAAGAGCAUUUCCUUGGCAUGACAGCCAGUGGCUUGCUGCACUGUUACUAAAGCACUUCAGUGUGAUUCCAUACAGGCGGUCUUUUUACACAGCAUAGGAUUAUAUUGGAUUAGUCACAUAAAAUUGAUGUUUACUGUUUCUAGCUCCUUUCUGUGGAGCUUUUCUCAGUACCCCACCAAGAAUGAAGUUUGAGGCUGACGGUCUGUCUGUAAGAGGUAACCCUGAUGACUAACUUUUUAUUGUUCAGAGUACUGCAGUGUGGCAGUAGUUUUAGUGUAUUUGUCACGUUGCAGAGUAGAUUUUAUGGCUGAUAAAGAGCGUGCUUGGUCCAACUUUUUUGUCUUUUGGGUGUUCAAGAAGGGAAGGUACAUUGUAAGAUGUCCUCAUUUCUUGCUGGAUUCCCAUGAAGAACCACGCACGUGCUUGUUCUGCUCCAUCAGAAACAAAAAGAAAUUUCCAACACUGGCAGUGUUUCACGUAAUGCUCAUUAGUGACUCCGGUCUGCACUGCUCUCAGUGGUGUGUUAAUUGUUCCCCGUGUUUCCUUUCUGUUGUUCAGAGUCAUACCCUGACCGCAUUUCUCCUCUGCGUCCAGGAGGCCCCGAGGUUGCUGCUCACAGAGUGCCCUCCACAUUCUCCUUCCUGCCACAAACUAUCAAAAAAUUAGUCUCAAGCAGGAUUUGACCUUCAAAUCUGUUCUGGGAGUUUGAUAACGUGAAAAUUAAGAUUUUUAGCUUCAAGAUCUGACAGAUUAUAGUAAAAUGGUGUCCUUCAGUGUUUUCUAGAACUUUCAAACUGGCUCCAAUUCAAAUCAGAUCCAAUCAGGUCUUUGUAUUUGAUAUACAGAAAAUAUAAUUUGACUUUGGAUCUGAAUUCUGAACUUUUUAGUUGGCUCUCUUCCCCAGUUAUGCUAAAGCUUGGCAUAGCCACGUUGCUUCCUAUUUAAGGGAAGGGUCCUAAAUGCAAACUGGAUUACUGCUUUCAGAUCGAAGCUUAAACUGAGAUGGAGGCCCUUCCCCACCCCCAUGUUGGCCAUUUGGUUCAAGGUUGUUUCAGGAUUUUUCAGCUGGCAUUUGUCUGUGGGAUCGACAGGGCUGGUUGGGCCAAAGAACGUAAUGUCUCGAAAGAAUGUGUGAAUGUUGCAGUCUUCCACACAGAAAAGGACUCGGGAGCCAUUUUUGUUACAGCUGGUAGAUGAAAGAGGGAUUCAUUUGAGGCAGAUGAAAUUUUUGUGUGUUUUUUUACAAAGGCAUCUAGAUUUUCACAGGAGAAUUUAAUUCCUGGGAAAUCUCCUGAGGAUAGUAGGUCUUGCUGAGGGUCAAAAUGACAUACGCUGCCCUUUAAUCUGUGUGGAAAAAAAGGCUAUGCCUGGAGUUAUUAUGGGGUUGCAUCAAGUAAUCCUGUGCUCAGAGAUUUUCUGACAAAUUCAAUCAAUGAUUUUGGUGCACAUGUAGCUGAAAAAAGCGCUAUGGGUCACAUUCCUGCUGCUUGGCAAUAAGUAGCAGGCUCAACACCAGUGGAAUCAAUGACAUUUUCAUUUGUGUGUGCCAGCAUGAGUUGUGUCUCUGCGUAUACAAAACCGUUAGAAACAAAAAUGCAAGGAAAAAAGAAUGUGUUCAACAAACUGUCGGAAUAGUUACAUAGGGAAAUGCCUCUGCUGUAAUUGCAGUGACAAGUAAGUAUUUUUAAUGGCACUUCAUACGUUCGCUGACACAGACAAGUUUGUAAAAAAUCAUGUUGUUAAUCUCUCUGGAAAAUGAAUGCGUUUUCCAAUUAAGCACAGAAAAUGUAUUUCUAGUUUGUAUGAACUAUGGUUUGUAUAUCCAUGCACUCUAGUAUCUUUGAUUUUUGGAUGCUUCAAUAUCUGAUGUCUUGUGCUACACAGCUUUGGGUUAUUUUAGCAAAUUUGUUGAACAUCCUUAAUUUGGAAGAAUGGAUGCUUAUUCUGAAGUGGAGCCACCCAAGAUCAAGUACCACUUUUGAAAAUAAUUGUCACGUGCAUGAUAAAACCUAUGAAAGCUUCAGAUGUAGGCUUUUCCAAGUGUUUGAAAAUACAAGUAUUUUUUUUCUUGUUAUUUGAUUCAAUGCUUAUUUGAUUAAAAUUUGAAUCUUCCAUGGACUCCUUGCAGGUCUAGGUUCAUGGUUCAGAAGUCUGGCUGUGUUUUCUUGACUAAACAGUUACAGCAAUUGUGGAAGGACUGAAAUAUUUUCAGGGUUGGAGCUUGGUGAUCCUUGAGGUUCCUUUCUGUCCAAGCCAUUCUAUGAUUCUGUGUUACUACUCCAUCUGAAUAUGCAGUUUGCCUUUUCUGUGGCACUGUUAUCUUGCUGGCUUGCGAUCUAUUAUACACCUCCUGCUUUUUCUUUUUGCCAGUGGCUAUUGUAGCCACUUACAUUAUAGUUUAUAUAGUACUGAGUCUCAAUUGUUAGUUAAUCAGUGUUUGUUGCUGAUUGAUAACAGUUUUGUUGCUGUGCGCCUUUGGGAGAAGGUGGUUUGCCAAGGGCCUGGAGAAUUAGUGGAGUAGUUCAGCUGCUCCUGAAGUUGUGGAACCAGUGAAGAAAUCCUCACAAAGAGGCCUGGCAGCUGAGAUUGAGUACGCUGUUUCAUCCCAUGCAUUCUGGGAUUGCUCCCUGCCCCACAGCUUGUGUGUGGAUCUCAUGUGCCGAGGCCUUUACUUUGUGUCUGACCCAAGGCCAAGUGUGAGGAGUUGGCCAAGCCAGGGGUGGGCUGAUCCAGGGCAGUAGUGGGGACGGGAGAUGCAGAGUGCCUCUCUGCAGAGAGGAGCUCAGGGGAGAAGGAGCUGGGGGUCCUGGUGGACAGCAGGUUGGCCAUGAGCCAACAGUGUGCUCUUGUGGCCAAGGCGGCCGGUGGGAUCCUCGGUUGCAUUAACAUGAGCAUGGCCAGUAGGUUGAGGGAGGUGAUCCUCCUCCUCUGCUCUCCCCUUGUGAGGCCACACCUGGAGCCCUGUGUCGAGUGGUUAAAAAAAGACAGGGAUCUCCUAGGAGUCCAGUGUGUAGUGACAGAGAUGAUGGGUGCCAGGAGCAUCUCCCAUAGGAGGGCUGAUUGAGGGACCUGGGGUGCUCAGCCUGUAGAAGAGAAGGCUGAGGGGGAGUCUCAUCACUGUUUAAGUAUCUAAAGUAUGGGAGUUAAGUCAAUGGGAGUGGACUCUUGGAUGACUAGCAGCAAGAGGCAGCAACUGCAACACAGGAAUCAUAGAAUCAUAAAAUGGCCUGGGUUGAAAAGGACCACAAUGAUCGAGUUUCAACACCCCUGCUUAUGUGCAGGGUCGCCAACCACUAGACCAGGCUGCCCAGAGCCACAUCCAGCCUGGCCUUGAAUGCCUCCAGUUCCAGUGUUUCACCAGGAAAUAACUUUGCAGUGAGGGUGACAGAGCGCUGAGAACAGGCUGCCCAGAGGGGCUUGUGGAGUCUCCUUCUCUGGAGACAUCCCAAACCCGACUGGACUCGUUCCUGUGCGCCUGCUGUAGGGAGCUGCUUUGGCAAGGGCGGGCUCCUUCGGCGACCGGGCGGGAGCCGCCGCGCCUGCGCCUCAGCGUGGGGAGGGGGGGAGCGGCCGGCGGCGGGCUGGGCACGGCCCCGGGGCCGCCAUGGCGCAGCCUGCUGUACACCGCUGCCUGCAAGGAUUUUAUGCUGCUGUGAAGCCUCUCUUGGCCCUCUGACCAAACCUUACAGUCCUCAUCUCAGAGAGUAGAACUUAGCCACUGGGAAAGACUCCUGUGCUGGUACUGCAAUGCUGAGUCCCAGCUUGACCAUUGUGAAGAACCUUCCUUUGAAGAAGAGGAUCUGUUUCCUGCUGAAACUCGUGUGCUUUGUCAGCUCCGUGCUAAUAUUUUGUGAAUUUUUCAUUUAUUACUUGGUAAUUUUCCAGUGUCGAUGGCCGGAUGUGAAACGUGACGCUCACACAGGUAACGAAGAGACUCCAGCUUCAGUUCUGAAGGCCAUGUUUUUAGCUGAUACUCAUCUGCUUGGGGAAAUCAAAGGACAUUGGCUGGAUAAACUACGAAGGGAAUGGCAAAUGGAGAGAUCUUUCCAAACUGCUUUGUGGUUACUGCAGCCAGAUAUUGUUUUUAUUCUGGGAGAUGUCUUUGAUGAAGGAAAAUGGGACUCGCCUCAGGCGUGGGCUGAUGAUGUCAGGAGAUUUCAGAAAAUGUUCAAGUAUCCAGUUACUACUGAGCUGGUGGUUAUUGUUGGGAAUCAUGACAUCGGCUUUCAUUAUGAAAUGACCACUUAUAAGGUACAUCGAUUUGAAAAAGUUUUCAACUUUACUUCAGGAAAGCUAAUAACUCGAAAAGGAACAAACUUUGUCCUCGUGAACAGCGUGGCCAUGGAGGGCGAUGGCUGCACCCUGUGCCGCACUGCGGAGGCGAAGCUUGUGGCGCUUUCUCACAGACUGAACUGCUCUCUGCAGGAACCAAACCAUCCCCAGAAGAGGUGCAGUGAUGCAGAAAAGCCUCCAGCUUCACAACCAAUCCUUCUGCAGCAUUACCCUCUCUAUCGGAAAAGUGAUGCAGAGUGCAGUGGAGAAGAUGCUGCCCCUCCAGAGGAGAAGAACAUCCCAUUUAAAGAGAAGUACGAUGUGCUGUCUCAGGAAGCAUCGCAAAAGCUGCUGUGGUGGUUCCGUCCCCGCCUGAUUCUCAGCGGGCACACGCACAGUGCCUGCCAAGUGCUGCACACGGGGGGGAUCCCGGAGAUCAGCAUCCCGUCGUUCAGUUGGAGGAAUAGAAACAACCCUAGUUUCAUCAUGGGCAGCAUAACACCAACUGACUUCUCCCUCCACAAAUGCUUCCUUCCACGUGAGAGCAGAGUCUUCGCUAUAUACUGGGCAGCAGGAGCCCUGCUCGUUGUCCUGGUGCUAGCUCAUUUUCAGCUUCUCACUCCACCAUUUUAUUUUGCUCAGCGUUUAAUCAGUAAGCAUAAAGCAGCAUGAAGAGCCAGACAUCUGCAUUCAGUCACUGAAAUACCAAAGCUGAGAACAGUCAAACAUCAGACUAUAUUCAUGCCAGCAAAUGACCUAAUUUGAUUGCUAGUCUGAAGGCAGGUUGCAUUUACACAUACCAUAGAAGUCCUAUACAGCUGAUAUGACUACCACAGGAUAAAUAAUUAACUGAAAUGAACGUUCCAUGCUGUACAAAAAUACUGUAUUCUACAAUCAAAUGAGUCCUUUUCCUGCUAUAAUUUUUGUAUCAAAUAUGUAUAUUAAAAGUGUAACUGUACAUUA